Molecule: messenger RNA, 2273 nt
Organism: [Torrubiella] hemipterigena
Lineage: Eukaryota; Fungi; Ascomycota; Sordariomycetes; Hypocreales; Clavicipitaceae
Source: the annotation of a GenBank genome assembly
UGGUGGGGGCAACAGCCGCUAUCUGACAGCUAAAAAAAAAUACAUGCAUCGACAAGUCGCCAACAACAAGCUUCCGGCACUCAACAACUCUACACCCGCCCCCCGCCUCUCGCCUCACCACAACCCAAUCGGCGCUGACAAUAAACGCCGCAGAUAAAAGCCUCGUUCAGCUCGAAUAGUCUUACCAACAGGCACGUGCAACACUCGACCCUCCCUCGCCAAUCAGGACGGGCACCGAGAGCCAUGGACCGCACACGGGAGACCUCCCCCAGACGCAAAGACCACCAUUCCGAACCUAAAUAUAGCGACAGCCGGGACAAUCGGAGUGGCCGAAAGUCACCGCACGACGAUAAGGAACGCAGAGAGCGGAGAAGGUCGAGAGAUCGCCGCCGGUCGAGGAGCCCAGGCUCUCGGCGAUCCGAGCACAACCACGACCACCACCAGUCCUCCCGUUCUCGCCGCGACCGGGACGGAGAAGGGCGACGGGAUAAAGACAGAGACAGCCACCGCAGACGGAGCAACAGUCGGGAUAGAGACAGAAGCAGCCGACGAAGUCGCCCCAGGGACGAUGGCCAAGACGCCCGCCCUGUGCGCAGCAAAGGCCCACUGCCCUCACAACAGGACUCGUUCGCCCUGACUAGGACAGACGGAGAAGCCGUUGAGAAGCCAAAGGAGAAGCCCAAUUUUGGCAAUUCGGGUAUGCUAGCCGCAGCCUCCAACUCGGUCACUCAGGCGGAUGGCUCGACCAUUACGCUAAAAUACCAUGAGCCAACCGAGGCUCGCAAGCCAUCGCCCAAAGACGAGUGGAAGCUUUUCAUAUUCAAAGGAGCUGAGACUGUAGAUACUGUUGAUUUGAGCAACCGCAGCUGCUGGCUUAUCGGCAGGGAGGCCGCCGUGGUGGAUUUGCUUGCUGAACACCCUAGCAUCAGCAAGCAGCACGCCGUGAUUCAGUUUAGAUACAUCGAGAAGCGCAACGAGUUUGGCGAUAAGAUUGGCAAGGUCAAGCCGUAUCUCAUCGACCUGGACAGCACCAAAGGCACCGUCCUAAACGAUGGCAAGGUGUCCAGCAGCCGCUACCUGGAACUACGAGAUAAGGACGUGCUUCUCUUUGGCGACAGCACGAGGGAGUAUGUGAUCAUGCUGGCUCCUCGCGCGUGAAAACAACGCUAAGACGAACGGCCCUAUUUUUUUUUUUCUUUUCUGCUGUUUCUGUCACAAAGCCAAAAGGGAGACAACGUACUGUAUCAAAUGUAAAAAUACACAAAGGUUAAUGGUGGACGGUAGCAGCAGGAACAGCAGCAGCAGCCAGUACGAAGCGCCCGCUCUCGUCUGACAUAAAGUCAUGAUGCAGAGGGAGGAGCCAGUACAAUGACUACGGACAGCCGUUGGGCACGUUUCACUUUUUGUUGAGAUUUAGCGAGUGGAAGCAACGUGACAGACACCCCUUUGGACGACUCAGCGAUUGCCGAAAGUAGCAGCAAUAGCAGCGUGUACGUGACGAACCAUGAGCGUCACAGUGAUGGGCUACUGCGCCGCAUCCUGAGACAGUGCUGGACAAGGAAGGCUGCAACGCGACCUUGAGUACAAAAUCUGGGCAGCUGGACAAGCAGACAGGACUGGAUAGCCAGGGAUCCAGAACACCAGAGGAAGCGUGAUGGUGGACAGUCACACCCUCGCCCGUUCGUCGACGUGAAUUAACGCCUGCCUGACGAGCGUGAACGCUUCACCAGCUCUAUUUUAGCCUUUCGGGCAUUUGCGACGCUAGCUGGCGCGUACGGCAGCACCCAGACGUCGUCUCAGGUGUCGACGCGGCCAAUCACGUCGGCCGUGGCGAUUUAUACUUUGGCUGUGUCAUGUGUCGAGGCGAUGAUUUCGCGGUGGAGCCACCCGCUGGUCAGGCACGCAGCGCUGUAGGAGGGAGCGCAGCAGAAAGAAACUUUAUUUUUAUUUUUUUGCUUCUUUUUUCAGUUACUGUUACGAAUCCCAGGGAAAACAACACAAAGCAAGCAGGGUGGAAGCAAUCACAACGGUACUGGGUUGCAGCGCAGCUAGCUGGGUCAGCAUCACCACAGCGAUCAGUUACCCGGCGUAAUUCUUAGACAGGUUUGAAAUCGUGCAAGGAUACAUCUAUCCAAUCGGAUCGCCCAGCAUACCCCGGCUUGGCUCAUCGCAUGUCAGAAGCAAAGCAGCCUACGUAUUCACAAGCCACAAUACACACGGGUCGCCUACCCGUAUUUUUUUAACUUCUCUUCUUUUCCGUCGUGUCUCCGGUA